CGGGGUCGCUGCGAUAAACAGUUACAGCAAUGCAAUCGGCACACGUCUGUAGCGUUUGGCACUAUUAAGGAAUGUAAAUGUCUCAGGACAAGGCAGACCAGGAGGACGAGCUGCUUGCUUUAGCAAGUAUCUAUGAGGAGGAGUUCCAUCGAGGUGACUCUGCCCAGGGGGGAGAGAUCCAACUCUGUGUGAAGCUUCCGCCAGAUUUCAAAGUUGUUGUAAAAGGGGAGAAGCAAACAGAAUAUAAAAUCAGCUUUUUACCUCCUUUGGUUCUAAACUUUGAGCUUCCUGAAGAUUACCCAUCUACAAAUUCUCCAAUAUUCACUCUUAGCUCAAAAUGGAUGACCAGAAGACAGAUGAGCUCUCUGUGCCGACGCCUGGAUGAACAAUGGGAGGAGAACCGAGGCUCCGUGGUUCUCUUCACGUGGAUUCAGUUCCUCAGCGAGGAGGUGCUGGACUUCCUGGACAUUCAGUCUCCUCUUUUAGUCACCAGGCAUGAAAGUAAGGCGAGUGGGGAGCGCAGCAGGAAAGCCGACCACGACGCCUCAGAUGUGACACAGCACGGAAGUCCUAGCUAUAGCUCGGACAAGAGGAAAAGAGAGCUGAGAAAGAAAAUGUAUGACCAGCAAACCUCGUUGGACCCGCGGGCCAUCGUGUCUGUGGACACACGCGUGGACCUCCUACCUCAUCUGUUGGACUUUGACGAGGCGCAACGGCAGAGAGUGUUUGACGGCACGCCAUUCUGCUGCGCCAUCUGCUUCACGGAGAAGCGCGGCGGCGACUGCCUCUGCUUCAAAGAGUGCCAACAUGUCUACUGCAAAGCCUGCAUGACGGAAUAUUUCCAGAUCCAAAUACGGGACGGCAACGUGCAGUGCCUUAAUUGCCCCGAGCCUAAGUGCUCCUCUGUAGCCACGCCCAUGCAGGUCAAGCAGCUGGUGGACGAGGAGCUGUUUGCACGCUACGACCGCCUGCUGCUCCAGUCUAGUCUUGACCUGAUGGCCGAUGUUGUGUACUGUCCUCGCCACUCCUGCGGCACGGCGGUCAUGGUGGAGCCCGACACCACCAUGGGCAUCUGCUCCGUGUGCCAGUAUGCGUUUUGCACGCUGUGCAAGAUGGGCUACCACGGGGUCUCUCACUGUAAAAUCCCCGCAGAGGAUUUGCGUAGCCUUCGUGACGAGUAUCUGUCUGCCACGGCCGAGGGCAAAAAGUUUAUGGAGCAGCGCUUCGGGAAAAGGGUGAUCCAGAAAGCCGUGGAAGAGUCCUUUAGCAGGGAUUGGCUCAAUGAGAACUGCAAAUGCUGCCCUCAUUGUGGCACCAACAUACAGAAAAUGGACGGCUGCAACAAAAUGACUUGCACCUCGUGCCGCCAUUACUUCUGCUGGCUGUGUCUGGGCCUGCUCAACAAAGCCAACCCGUACAGUCACUUCAACAACCCACACUCACCCUGCUACAAACAACUCUUCCACGGUGUGGAUCUGGACGAAGAAGAUGCCUUAUGGAGUGAUGAAGAAGACUGAUGUUUGUUGUCGUGCUGCCCGCCUGAAUGCACUUUAUCGCACAGCAGUCGUUUUUUUUUUUUUCCUCCAUCUUUUGAUUGUUGCAGCGAUGCAUUUUUUUUUUUUUUCAUCAAUCACUUCAUUAGGUGCACCGUCACGUUCAGUAGGACGUUUAGAAAGCACUUAGAAUUCAUAGCAAUGCAUAUAGUAAACAAAUAUUUAAAUGUAUCCCUCAAAAUAUGAUACCACUACUACACAUUAUGAGAAUACUUAUUUUGCCUUUGAUUUGAUAUCAAAUUUGCUGGCAUGGCUCAUUUGCCAUAUGUUUCCCAGGCUUGAUUACCAACAUAGAUAUGGGGGUCUUAGAUGAAUAGCGUGCUUUCAUGAUCUCGUUUCACUGCACGCGUGGGCCAAAAUAAUGGGCUCUAAGUGGUGUGCCCACUGAGUGACUAUGUAUGUCUACAGGGUGUCUCUGAAAAUUGUAUAUACUCUAUUUCUUUUUUCUGAUUGAGGGGUCGGGUAAACUUAGUUAAACACAGUAAGAAAAUUCAAUGCCACAAACUUGUUUUUAGGGAGGCAUUUACAGAAGAGAAUUAGCAUGUUUUAAGUCUGUCUUUUGGAGAUGUUAAUGAUGUUCCCCUAAAGAUCUUUCAAAAACCUCACUAAUGGUGUGUUUUUAGAUCAGGUUUAAAUAGGGCGAGGGGCUGUUUGUAGCACGUGUUGCCAAAAGCUACUAUCCAAAGGGAAGCCGUAGUUUGGAUAAUGACUCACUUUUAUUGCCCGUUUUAAACUGAACCAGGUGGAAAGUAAUUUAUUGCUUGAAAUUGUGUUCAAGCUAAAGAGACGUUGUUUAAACAGCUUUGUUGUCAUCACGAGAAACCUUGUUAAGCUUCAAAAUAAAUGUCCCCCUUCUAGCGUUUAAA
Messenger RNA from Syngnathus acus (greater pipefish), 2419 nucleotides. RefSeq names its product ring finger protein 14 (gene rnf14). The record is from RefSeq and is a predicted model, not a curated record. The coding region runs from base 78 to 1517 and encodes 479 amino acids. Gene Ontology annotation, biological process: positive regulation of proteasomal ubiquitin-dependent protein catabolic process; ubiquitin-dependent protein catabolic process; protein polyubiquitination. Gene Ontology annotation, molecular function: ubiquitin protein ligase activity; ubiquitin conjugating enzyme binding; zinc ion binding. Gene Ontology annotation, cellular component: ubiquitin ligase complex; cytoplasm. Lineage: Eukaryota; Metazoa; Chordata; Actinopteri; Syngnathiformes; Syngnathidae. The transcript is spliced from 9 exons.